CAAGGGUCAUUAUCUUUUGAAAUAAUUCACUAAAAUCAAUAUUUUAAAAAAUCGUUUGUAUUGAUAUAAAUAUUUCUACGUAAAAAACACUUUUUGUAAUAAAGAGUAUCCAAACUGGCCAACUGAACAUUUUCUAUCUCCAUCUAUUUUCAGAUUUAGGUACUUUUCUACGAGUGUAGCGUUUUCGCAGCAAACCAGUGAUGAUAAUCUUUUAGUUUUAAUUUUGUAAAUUGAUCGUUUCCCGUAGUGAAAAAAGUCGUGGAAACAUAUAAUUAUUCCUGUGAAAGUGCAUCAUCUCAAAAUACUCUUGUGCGUAGCGUUAAAAUGCGUUCUGUUGAAGUGUCGAAACGGAUGGUGAGCGAUGGCGAGAAUACGGUGAUAGAUUUUUGAUGUUAAAUUUUGCUCCGUGUCAUCAUCGCUACAGAUUUCGAUCACGACAUUUCAGUACAUAAACCGUUUUGUAUCGCCAUUUCAAGUGUUGUAAUUAGCAAAUCUUCAAUAAUCUUGAACGAUUAUUGUAAAAGAAAUAUAUUGUCAUUGACUGACCGGCUGAUAUUACACGAGGCUUGUAUGUAUAUGUGACUUCUACCUUCUGCUAUUCGUGACACGCCUCAGAAAAUAAAGUCAGAUUUGUGAAUCGAAUUAUUUCUUUUUGUUAUUGUGUCAUUUUAGUGAUAUAGACGUUUUAAAAUUACGUAACUGUUGUGGAAUCUUAUGUGUAGAAUGGCCUGAGUGUGACCACUCCAUUACCGUCAUGUGUGACGAAGGAAUGUUUGUUUAGGCUCUAAUAUUGUGCUACGACCUUACGGGAAGUGCGCGUUCGUCUCGUGGACUGGGCCGGAUCAUGACUCUGCCCGAACCAAAACAAGUUACGCAUUGAUCACUAUCGACGUUUUGUCACUUUGGACACUUUUUUAUCGCCAAAAUGUCUUCGGGAACGUUUGUGGACAGGAUUGAUCCUUUCGCCAAGCGGUCGCUGAAGAAAAAGACUAAGAAGUCGCAAGGCUCCUCCCGAUACCGCAACACGCAGGACGUGGAGCUGCAGGCGCUGCCGCUGCUCAAGGAUGUAGCCAGCAGUGAACAGGAGGAGCUAUUUAUUCGUAAACUACGACAAUGCUGUGUAGCAUUUGACUUCAUGGAUCCUGUCGCUGAUUUGAAGGGGAAGGAGAUUAAACGUGCCACGCUGAACGAGCUUGUAGAGUACAUUACUGGUGGGCGUGGGGUGCUUACUGAACCUGUCUACCCAGAGAUAAUAAAAAUGAUAUCGGCCAACCUAUUCCGCACUCUACCCCCGAGCGAAAAUCCUGAUUUCGAUCCUGAGGAAGACGACCCGACUCUGGAGGCCUCGUGGCCACAUCUCCAACUAGUCUACGAGUUUUUCUUACGUUUUCUGGAGUCUACCGAUUUUCAGCCCACUAUCGGCAAGAAGGUCAUUGACCAGAAAUUUGUAUUGCAGCUUCUAGAUUUGUUCGAUUCGGAAGACCCACGAGAACGUGAUUUCUUGAAGACGGUUCUUCACCGUAUCUAUGGAAAAUUCUUGGGGCUGCGUGCUUUUAUACGGAAACAGAUCAACAACAUAUUUUUGCGAUUCGUUUAUGAAACUGAACAUUUUAACGGCGUAGGGGAGCUGUUAGAAAUAUUGGGAAGUAUAAUAAACGGCUUCGCUCUGCCACUGAAGAGCGAGCACAAACAGUUCCUGGUGAAGGUCCUGCUGCCGCUGCACAAGGUGAAGUGCCUGUCGCUGUACCACGCGCAGCUGGCCUACUGCGUGGUGCAGUUCCUGGAGAAGGACGCCACGCUCACCGAGCCCGUGGUGCGCGGCCUGCUCAAGUUCUGGCCCAAGACGUGUUCACAGAAAGAGGUGAUGUUCCUGGGCGAGAUUGAAGAGAUACUGGACGUGAUUGAGCCUGCGCAGUUCGCCAAAAUCCAGGAACCUUUAUUCAGACAAAUAGCUAAAUGUGUCUCCAGUCCGCAUUUUCAGGUGGCAGAAAGAGCAUUGUACUUUUGGAACAACGAAUACAUAAUGUCUUUGAUGGAAGAAAACAACCACGUUAUAAUGCCGAUAAUGUUCCCGGCUCUGUACCGAAUCAGCAAGGAGCACUGGAACCAGACCAUCAUCGCGCUCGUGUAUAAUGUCCUGAAAACAUUCAUGGAGAUGAACUCGAAACUAUUCGAUGAGCUCACUGCUAGCUAUAAAGCAGAACGGCAGAAAGAGAAGAAGCGCGAGAAGGAGCGCGACGAGCUGUGGAAGCGGCUGGGCGAGCUGGAGAUCAGCCACAAGCGCGGCGCGGGCGCGGCGCCGGCCAAGUGAUGCCGCCCCCAAGCCACACAUAGAAUACUGCGAUCCGUUUUAUUUCCAGUUAUGUAUUGAUAUUUUCUAUUCGAUUACACUUUUGUUAAUGACGUUAUUAAUUUUUUAUACCUCUGAUGAUUCGUUCGUUCGGGUGUGAGCUCGGGCUGUCGGUGGAUUCGGUUCGCUCGCGAGCGCCGGGCCGCGAGGUUCGGCCUCGUGUCGAUUUACAAAUUACUUUAGUGCUGUCGAAAUGUCCGCGUCCCGAAUGCACUGUCAUUAUUGUACUAGUAUUUUAUAUACGUUUACAUAGGUCACUAGUUUACUUUAGGGUUUUUUAAUAAUGUUAAAUUGUUUAAAUAAGUUAAAAGUUGUAUGUAUUAUUGAUGCAUGAUCGAUUGUAACGCAUUUCGGAUCACCGAUAAUUGUAUUAAUCGGGCACCCAGCUUUCGGCUGAAUAUGAUUGUACAAAAAUUAAUAGGGAAUUUGAAGAUGUAAUUUGUUUAGAAAUCGGGCCCGGGGCCGUCCGCCGCGCGGGUCCGUCCGUAGAUCGUUGUAUGAAAUUUUUAUUUAAAAUUAGACGCUCGAUUCAACAAUGUAAUUUUGUCGUACUAUCAUUUUGUAUAGUUACAUAGUGUAAAUAGGCAUUUAUUUAUUAUAAAUUUAUAGCAGUGUGAUUUUUAUACAUAGCGGCGGGAGUGGGACACUAUUGGGCAAUCGGUCGGAGCGAACUGGAGACUAUUCUGUGGCACGCGUACAGCUCGGCUAACUGAAGCGUUUCUUUGAUCAUAUUGGAGUAGAACAAUGCUAAAAGUAGAUAUGAUAAUUUGUAAGGGAAUAGUCAUUAAUUUGUAUGAUAUUACUGUAGCGAUUAAUUUUUUCUAUCAUCACUUGUAGAGCGGCCGGCGGCGGCGCCCGGCACUCGAGCGCGACCACCGGCGCAUCAGUAUGUAUGUAUGUACACUAUGAAGAUGUUUGUUAUGUAAAAUGUAUUAACAUUGCAAAAAUUAUAUAUGAUCUUAAAUAUAAAUUACUAUUAUAGAACACAGUAUGAAAAUAAAAAAGUUGACUCACAUGAA
Ostrinia nubilalis (European corn borer) is the source of this 3369-nucleotide messenger RNA. It is a transcript of the gene wdb, whose product is annotated as serine/threonine-protein phosphatase 2A 56 kDa regulatory subunit epsilon isoform-like. Gene Ontology annotation, biological process: signal transduction; protein dephosphorylation. The record is from RefSeq and is a predicted model, not a curated record. Gene Ontology annotation, cellular component: protein phosphatase type 2A complex; nucleus; cytosol. Bases 926 to 2311 code for a protein of 461 amino acids. The transcript has 8 exons. NCBI's taxonomy places the organism in Eukaryota, Metazoa, Arthropoda, Insecta, Lepidoptera, Crambidae. Gene Ontology annotation, molecular function: protein phosphatase activator activity.